AUGUCCAGUAUUAUAUCGACUUCUAUAGAGGAUGACCAAAAGAAGAAUCGCUCUUUGUGUGGCUGCAUACUUUGUUUUGUUUUGUGGCUCUUCCCUUUUUGCCUGGUGAUUGGCACAGCUCUUUAUUUCUCUCCGAACAGACGAACCAGCGAUAUCACCGAAUUCAACAACCGUGCAAACUCCUGGCUCAAGAAUGGAAAAGAGCUGUUCGAGGGAAACAACUUUACACUUUACGUAAACGACGACGACUAUCCCUUGGAGGAGAUUGUUGUAAAACCAGAUGGAAUUCAUCCUGCCGGUGACAAAUGUAAUCUCGAGGGCGACCCAGAUGGUGGCUGUGUUAGUUGCGACGUAGUCUACUUUGAAGUUGAAGUGCCAGUUCCUAAAGGUGAGAGCAAGCUGUCUCUCAAAUUGGUUCACGAUGCCAAUGUUGUGAUGAACGACACCAUUGCAACUUCUUCGACCCAGGGCACUCUUUCCCGGAUUUGCUUCCGAGUUCAUGACAACGAGACUACCUUCGUUUUGGAUAAUCCUCCUGCUUGGUCGCUCUAUAUGAAUGAGGGAGAGAUUGGCUGCGAGUUCUCGAACUCCUGGGAGCCGCUGUACUACGAAGCGGGCGAGCAUUCCACGCUCAAGUUCCAAGUUCGCUACUACCAGGAUCCCUUCAUUUCAGCGAGCAGCAUUACGCGAGGAUGCAGUGAGAGAGAUGACGCCUCUAACUGUUUUGGAAUUACCAAGAAGGCUAUGACGAAUUAUGGACUGUAUAUCAUCAUUGGAGCGGGUGGCGUUACGGCUUUGGAGGUGAUCGUUUUAUUGAUCGUUUGUUGCGUCCGGAAGGGUAAUGGUGAAAGCCGUCCUUUGCUGUAAGGAGUUUGUUAGAGGUGAGCAUAUUUCUACUAUA
This is a messenger RNA of Blastocystis hominis, 901 nucleotides long. RefSeq lists its product as hypothetical. Bases 1 to 867 code for a protein of 288 amino acids. The record is from RefSeq and is a predicted model, not a curated record. NCBI's taxonomy places the organism in Eukaryota, Bigyra, Opalinata, Blastocystidae. The transcript has 2 exons.